AUGACCCGCAGCGACCCACAGCAACCCACAGCGAUCUACAGCGACCUGCAGCGAUCCACAGUGAUCCACAGCGACCCACAGCAAUCCACAGCGACCCACAGCCACCCACAGCAAUCCACAGCGACCCACAGCGCCCUCAGCAACCCACAGCUCCCUCGCAGGAGUGGCCGUGUGUUUCAGGUGAAAGUCUCAAAGGAGGAACAAAGAAAAUAUUUAUAUGAAGCCCGCCACCAAUGUAACAUUUCAAGUGACGAGGUUUCAAGUUCGAAUCCAGAAGGUGCACACUGCAGCAGUGUCUGGGAUGGUAUCCUAUGUUGGCCACAAACCUCAGCUGGCACAGUGGCAGAACUUCAGUGUCCUUCCUAUAUUAACAAUUUCUACACAAACGGUCUGGCAAGCAGAAAAUGCAUGGAAAAUGGUCAAUGGUAUGUACUUGAACGCUACAACCGAAGCUGGACAAACUACAGUCAGUGUUUUGAAGAAACUAAUCGUUGGGUUAAGGUGCAUUUAUCACAUAUUCCAAUUAUUUAUACCAUUGGCUAUGGAAUAUCCCUGGUAUCACUAUGUGGUGCAGUUCUUGUGAUGCUCUAUUUUCGGCGUCUUCACUGUUCUCGCAACACGCUGCACAUCAAUAUGUUUAUGUCCUUUAUUCUGAGGGCAGCUGUUUGUCUAAUCAAGGAGCAACUCCUCGUGGACGGAUUCGGUCUACCAGAAGAUCUACAGACCCAUUCGAAUGGCCAGUUCUAUUUUAGAGAUGACAGUUCGCAUUGGCAAUGCAAAUUAUUGUUCUCCUUGUUCCACUACACACUGGCUGCCAACUACAUAUGGAUUUUGAUGGAAGGGCUCUAUCUACACAACCUCGUCACGGUGGCCAUGUUCUCUCAGAAGAGUGGAGUCAGACCAUAUAUUAUCGUUGGCUGGUGUUUUCCGUUUAGUUUUGUGAUUCCGUGGGUUGUUGUGAGGCUGUUUCUAGAAGACACAUACUGCUGGUACACUCAUUCAAACAAGGCAUACUUUUGGAUUAUGAAGGGCCCCAUUAUGGGAUCAGUUAUGAUUAACUUCUUAUUGUUCCUCAACAUUAUUCGAGUGCUAUUCAGCAAGUUUGAUAUGAACCGGCCAAAGAAAAGAGCCAGAAAUAACCGCUACAGACGAUUGGCAAAAUCGACAUUGGUUCUAAUCCCAUUAUUUGGCAUCCAUUAUAUGGUCUUCCUCUGGCUCCCUGAUGACAUCGGCAAGAAAGCGGAACUGGUGAAACUAUAUUUCGAGAUGCUGUUUAAUUCAUUCCAGGGACUAUUUGUUGGGAUCCUGUUUUGUUAUAUGAAUGCAGAGGUCCAGUCAGAAUUACGCAAAAUGUGGAUGCGCAAGAAACAAGGCCGACUCGACUCAGCCUCGUUACCACGCAGCCAGUGGCAGACAUUUUUCUCGUCUUCAAUCAUGCGUAACCGCAGUUCCGUGCGCUGCACCAACUCCCCUUCUCACUGCCAUUACCAAAUGCAAACGGCCACACCGUCCCCACCCACAAGGCAGACGACAAGGACAAAUUUGCCGACAGUACUACAACCCUCGCCGUCACUACCAGCAUCACCACUGCUAACCCUACGAGCAAUGCAGUCUUGCUCCUACCCCCAAAUGCAGACCUUAGUGCAGCUGCACCCUUCGGCGACGUCAUCACAGAAACACCAAGACCCACCUAAGAAAUGGUCAAGCAAAAGCAACGUGGUUGUCUUGACGAAAGGGCUGACCGGUUCCAACUUUGGCAUCAUUACUACAAUAACCCCGACCAACCCCAUCAUUACAAGCACCAAUAGUAUAAUGCACAACACUAACGUUCCAGAUACUAAUAUCAUCCCCGACACCAUCACUGCCAACAAUAGUAAAACAGACAAAAAUGGCAGAGUUACCGAAAGCCCUGUAUAAAGAAACUAAGUUAGUCACGUAGGAGUGGCUGUGUGGUAAGUAGCUUGCUUACCA
Molecule: messenger RNA, 1971 nt
Organism: Octopus sinensis (East Asian common octopus)
Lineage: Eukaryota; Metazoa; Mollusca; Cephalopoda; Octopoda; Octopodidae
Product: parathyroid hormone 2 receptor-like
Exons: 15
Coding region: 1-1917 (638 amino acids)
Biological process (GO): adenylate cyclase-modulating G protein-coupled receptor signaling pathway; cell surface receptor signaling pathway
Cellular component (GO): plasma membrane
Molecular function (GO): peptide hormone binding; G protein-coupled peptide receptor activity
Source: RefSeq, a predicted model, not a curated record